CGCCCGGCGCGGCGCCCGCGGCCGCGCCGGAUGACGCGCGGCCAGGCGAGACGCGCGCGCAGGCGUCGGCGCGGCUGCGUCGCGAGAAGCGCGAGGCGGCUCGAAAGAAGAGGGAAAAGAAAAUGCGCGAGGCCGAGUACCACGGCAAGGAGGAGGAGCCGGCCACGGUCGCCGAGGAGAAGCGCGCGACGGGCGCGUGGGCCGACGACGGGUGCGGCGGCUUCCCGCCCCUCUUCGGCAUGUGCCACGCCGACCGGCUCUACGUCGAGGACGAUCCGUUCCCGGACCCCGAGUCCUUCCUGCUGGCGCCGCCGCCGGAGCCGCCGCCGCCGCCGCCGGCCGCGGCGCCGCCGCCGCCGCCGCCGCGGUUCGCGUUCUUCGACGACGACGGCUCGGACGCGUGGCACGGCCGGCACUCGCUGGAGGAGCUCGAGCGGAUGCGGCGCGUCGUGCGGCGGCCCGACCGCUGGGCGCCGUACGCGCCGCCCUGGGACGAGCGGGCGCGGCGGUACGUGUACCGGGGCCCCGAGCUGUACGCGUGCCGCCACGCGACCGUGCCGCAGCUCAUCGAGGCGGGCGACGUCGACCUGCUGCGGGCGCUGCGCCGGUGCGGCCACCUGCCGGGCGGGCUGCAGGGCGCGGACGACCUGGGCCUGACGCCCGCGUACCUGGCGGUGCACUUCGACCAGCCCGCGGUGCUGGACUUCCUGCGCGAGGACGGCGUCGACCUGACGGUCGCCUGCGACGGCGUCGGCGCGGACGGCCACGGCACGCCGGCCUUCUACGCCGCGUUCCACGGCAAGGUGCGCGUCCUGCGGGCGCUGGCGCGGCUGGGCGUCGCGAUGGAGGCGCCCUGCACGCGGUUCGGGGAGGCGCCCGCGGAGUUCUUCGACCGGCACGGCCCCGCCGUGGCGGAGCAGCUGCGGGCGGCGGCGAACUUCCGGCACGCGACGGCCACGCGGCUGGCCCGGUUCCUGUGGAUGGGCCCCGCGCGCCGCCGGCUCGCGCUGGCGCGCAGGUACGCGCGCCUGCUCCAGAACGCGUACCGGGGACACUCCGUCCGGCGCCACGCCGCCGACCUCGCGAUGGCGCUCGUCGCGGACUGUGUGGAAAUCAACCAGUGUGUCGGGUGCACCCGACAAUUCUUCACUAAGUCACUUCUCAGCGAUGGCACGGCCGUCCUGGCUCAAUCGAGCGGUGAGGAACCGGCACCGCCACGCCAUCGAGCAGGCGUCGCGUCCGUGGCGUGGAGGACGAGGCGACGAUUCAACACGAACGCUCCGUAAAAUUUCGAUUUCCACACAGGUCGCGGACUGUGUGGAAAUCAACCAGUGUGUCGGGUGCACCGGAUAAUUCUUCACUAAGUCAUUUCUCGGCGAUGACGUGGCCGCGCUGGCUCCGUCGAGCGGUGAGGAACCGACAUCGCCACGCCAUCGAGCAGGCGUCGCGUCGAUGGCGUGGAGGACGAGGCGACGAUUCAACACGAACGCUCCGUAAAAUUUCGAUUUCCACACAGGUCGCGGACCGGCGGGCGGCCGCCGCCGCCGCCGAGGCCGCGCGCUCCUGGCUCGAGGCCGAGGCCGAGCGGCGCAAGUACGAGGACUCGGACGGCGAGGAGCGCGUCCUCAGCCUCGAGGAGGCCAUGGCCAAGGAGGAGGCCGAGGAGGCUGCCGAGGCGGUCCGGCAGCUCAACGCGGGCCGCGAGGAGCUCCCGGGCGGCUGGGUCGAGAUGGUGGACCCCGAGUCGGGCCAGCCAUACUACUUUAGAGAGGUCGACGGCGCGACGCAGUGGGAGGCCCCUAAUUAA
This is a messenger RNA of Pelagomonas calceolata, 1807 nucleotides long. NCBI's taxonomy places the organism in Eukaryota, Pelagophyceae, Pelagomonadales, Pelagomonadaceae. The record is from the annotation of a GenBank genome assembly.